This is a messenger RNA of Schizophyllum commune H4-8, 2529 nucleotides long. RefSeq lists its product as uncharacterized. Gene Ontology annotation, biological process: intracellular calcium ion homeostasis; calcium ion transmembrane transport. Gene Ontology annotation, cellular component: membrane. The transcript has 13 exons. NCBI's taxonomy places the organism in Eukaryota, Fungi, Basidiomycota, Agaricomycetes, Agaricales, Schizophyllaceae. The record is from RefSeq and is a predicted model, not a curated record. Gene Ontology annotation, molecular function: calcium channel activity; calcium ion binding. The coding region runs from base 1 to 2529 and encodes 842 amino acids.
AUGAACCCUUUUCGAUCCCCUACGCGCGCCGGCUACGACGCCGUCGAGCUCGGGCAUCCAAGUCAACUUCAUGACAGUCCCCAGUCGACGCCCAGGAUGAGCUCCAACAUGCCGCUCUACGAGUACAGCCUCGCGGGCCAAGGGCAGCCCCGACCGAACACCACCGGAUCCCCGACACCAAACUCGGAAGACACACAUGUUACGUACCCGCCGUACUCUCAGAACACCAUGGCGUCCUCGUCGUCUCUGCCUAUGUACGAGCCGAGAAGAGGUGACGCUGGCGUGGGAUAUCCGCCCGAGAGUAAGGGACCGCAAACCAGCAUGCCGCGACCGACGCGCCUCUCCCGAAGUCCGUCUUGGGACAUUCUCAAUGGCAUCAAGCGCUUUGAGAAUCAAUACGAGGAAUUCGACACCCGCAAGGCCACGGAGGAGCAUCUAGCCUUCGCGGACGGAGAUCUACCGAAGAACAGAUUCUCUCGGUUGUAUCACUAUCUAAUCAAUGUUUCUGUCGUCACUCGGUGGAUUCUGUUCAUCGUGCCGGUCCUGGGCAUCAUAUGGAUUCCCGGCAUCCUACACUUUACUGAAUUUCCCGACGCUACUGUGUGGAGUGUCAAUCUCCUCUGGUGGUCUGUAUGGCUGUCGGUGGUCUGGGGAGGCUGGUGGUCAGCUUUGGCCGGUGCUCUCCUACUUCCUGGGCUACUCAGAUCAACUAUCGGUGUCGUCGCCGUAUCUUCACGCCGAUAUAUUGAUUGGAUGACCGCGUUACAUCGUUACGUCGCCUUCUUCGCCUGGACCUUUCUCAACUGGUGCGCUUCGCGCAACAUCAUCGACCUCAUUGCGAAGCUUCUGUUUGGACUCUUUUUGUGUGCGGGUCUGCUCGCAUUCGAGAAGUUCAGCAUCCAGUGGAUUGCGGGCAAAUUCCACGAGCGUAGCUAUGCCGAGCGCAUCGCGGACCAGAAAUUCACCGUUCGGGCCCUCGUAGUCUUGUACAGACAUUCCAGUGAUAUUCCAGGGCGUCACGACACGAUGAAUGGCGCACAGCGUGGGAUCAAGGACAAGGCGAAUCCUGCACGUCUCCUCAAGGCCGCGAUCAAGGGUGUGCGGAAUGCUGCGACCACGACUACGACAGCGCUCGGCAACGUCGCCUCUGAGAUCGCUGGAAGCUCCGUUCUGCAGCCCAACUCGCCUCAAGCCAUGGUCAAGACGGCUUUGGAGAGCGCGAACAAGUCCAGGCAGCUAGCGCGCCGGAUAUUCUACUCUUUCGCGAAGCCGGGUUCCGAGUACAUGUUUCUCCAGGACAUACAGCACCUCUUCCCGGAUGACAUCGUCGACCGGGUGUUCUCCAUUUUUGACCGCGAUGGAAAUGGCGACGCGAGCAGAGAAGAGGUCGAGAUGGCGCUCAUGGACUGCCACCGGGAACAGCUGUCCAUCGAGCACUCCAUGCAGGACCUCGACAGCGCUGUCGGUCGUCUCGACAACAUCCUCAUGUCCUUGUAUGUCAUCAUUGCGAUCCUCAUCAUCGCUGUCUGCUUGGAAGCCGAACUCGUCACCCUCGUCACCUCCGCCGGCACACUCAUCCUCGGUCUCUCCUGGCUCAUUGGUUCCUCGCUCGCCGAAGUGCUCACCAGCAUCAUCUUCCUCUUCAUCAAGCACCCCUUCGACGUUGGUGACCAGGUGUCGAUUGACAAAGAAAUUUUCACCGUGAAGGAGAUUCGGUUGCUCAGCACGAUCUUCCUCGACUCGAACGGAGUAUUUGUGCAGGCGCCGAAUACGAAGUUGAAUGAUUUGUUCUUGUAUAACAUCCGGCGAAGCCCGCAACUCUCGGAGACCUUUGCGUUCGACGUGGCGUACGAGACGACGUUCGAGCAGCUGGAGGACCUCAGGACAAGGAUGAUCGCCUUCCUGAAGGCUGAGAGGCGAGAUUACUUGCCUUCAUUCGACGUGAAUGUCGUCGAGUUCCCCGACCAGGAAAAGAUGUCGCUGACGGCGGACAUCAUGUACAAGAGCAUCUCGCAGCAGGCCGGCUUGAGAGCGAAGCGACGCAACAAGUGGGUCUGCGCGUUAAAGACCAUGCUUGCCGAGGUUGGCAUCUACGGACCCAAAGGCAACCCGGACGCACCGCCGCCACCAAAACGGUACACAGAGGUGCCCUGGGACCAGGUGCAGGAGGACGACAGAAAACGGGAGGAAGAGGAAAAGGCACGUGUGAAGGGCGUGCCCGAACCGAUUCUUCCCUUUGUAGGCUGGCGCUUGGCGGAUGAGAAGGCGCAGUACCACGACCCGAUCGCGGGCGUGUUCGGAGAGACGGGGGAGGUCUUCACAUCCUCGCGAGGACCGUCGCGGGCGCCGACGCCCAGGAGGCAGAUGACGGACGAUAGCUUGCGGCACCGGGGUAUGCCACGAAUGGUAGCGACGCCGCCGCCGAUGAUGCCUCAAGCCGUCGCGGGCUCCUCGUCGCCCAGGUCUUCGCCCAGGCGCCCUCCGGGAAUACCUCUGCGCGCAGAUUCGUACGAGAUGAUGUCGCGCUAG